This is a messenger RNA of Alligator mississippiensis (American alligator), 2643 nucleotides long. RefSeq names its product alpha-2-macroglobulin. Lineage: Eukaryota; Metazoa; Chordata; Crocodylia; Alligatoridae. The record is from RefSeq and is a predicted model, not a curated record. The transcript has 18 exons. The coding region runs from base 92 to 2449 and encodes 785 amino acids. Gene Ontology annotation, molecular function: endopeptidase inhibitor activity.
CUGACCCAACAGAGAGAGAGGGGGCAGUGCUAGGUGCAGGGGACCAGACUGCCUGCCUGCCUGCCUCGUUCACCAGGUCCUGCUCUGCAACAUGGGGAAGUACAAGCUCUCCUUUAGCCCAAGCAUCGUCCUCCUCCUCCUCUUCCUCUUCCCUGGAGACACCUCGGCCACCACCGAACCGCAGUACAUGGUAUUAGUGCCUUUCCUUAUCCAAACUGAGGUUUCGAAUGAAGUCUGCAUCCAACUGAGCUACCUCAAUGAGACCGUGACUCUUAGUGCCACACUGGAACACACUGGGGGGAACAAGAGCCUGAUUGAAGACGUGGUAGCUGAGAAGGAGCUGUUCAAAUGCAUCUCAUUCAAACUUCCCAGAUUGAAUAGAACAGCAGUGGCAUUUCUCAGUGUGCUGGUGAAGGGGCCGACACUGAAGUACCAGAGCCGGAAAUCUGUGCUGGUGAAGGACCCGGAGAGCUUGGUCUUUGUUCAGACGGACAAACCCAUCUACAAACCAGGACAGAAAGUUCUGUUCCGGAUCGUCUGCCUGGACAACGACUUCCGGCCCCUGAACAAGAAGUUUCCUUUAGCCUACAUUCAGGAUCCCCAGAGGAACCGUGUGUACCAGUGGCAAGGGGUGGAAUUGACUGGGGGCCUCAUCCAGCUCUCCUUCCCCCUCACCUCAGAGCCCAUCCAAGGGCAAUACAAAGUGGUGGUGCAGAAGGACUCGCUGGAAAACGUAGAACACUCCUUUUCUGUGGAGGAAUACGUGUUGCCCAGGUUUGACGUGCUGGUGAAGCUGCCCAAGGUGAUCACUAUCAAUGAUGAGGAACUGCAAGUGUCCGUCUGUGGUCUGUACACCUACGGGAAACCUGUUUUUGGAGCAGUAAAUGUCCGUGUAUGCCGGAAGUUUUCCAGUCCCAGGUCACACUGCUAUGGAGAACGGGAAAACGCAGUAUGUGAGGAAUUCACCCAGCCGGCAGAUGCACGUGGCUGUGUCUCCAAUGUGAUAAAGACCAAGAUAUUCCAACUCCACCGAACAGGGUACCACAUGAAUAUUGAAGUGCAAGGCAAGAUCACAGAAGAGGGGACAGGGGUAGAGCUAACUGGAACAGGCUCCUGUGCAAUCACAAAUGUCAUGAGCAAAAUCAGCUUUGAAUACGUGGACUCUCACUACAGACCAGGAAUCUUCUUUUACGGGAAGGUGAAGAUGGUGGAUGGAUCAAAUGCUCCUUUGGCCAAUGAAACAAUCAAGCUUUAUGUGCCUGGGGACAAGAUUGAUCGCAACUACACAACAGAUGAGCAAGGAACCGUUUGGUUUUCCAUAGACACUACAAACUUCACAGCUGCCUCCAUUAAUAUCCAGGCAAGACAUAAAUCUACAGAGUACUGCUACGAUAGUAACUGGGUCGUUCCUGAAUAUGGUACUGCCAGUCACAGUGCAACUCGGUUUUAUUCCCCAAGUAAGAGUUUCCUUAAAAUUGAGCCCCAGCCCGAGACAUUACCCUGCGACUCUGACUUGGAGGUGCGUGUGCACUACAUCCUGACACCAGAGGCUGUGGGAGAGGAGGAGGAAAUCACCUUUUACUAUUUGGUGAUGUCAAAGGGAGAAAUUGUGAGAACGGGAACUAUUACAGAGCCUGUGAUAUCUGAGAAUAAUUUAAAAAAAUUAACACUGAUGCUACACGUGGGCCCUGAAAUUGCUCCCCUGGUACGGAUACUUGUCUACACCACUGUGCCUAGUGGGGAAGUUAUCGCCAACUCAGCAGAUUUCCAGGUCGAAAACUGCCUCCCCAAUAAGGUCAGCUUGGUUUUCAAACCUCCUCGUGGCACCCCAGCCUCCAGCACUGACUUGACUCUUGGUGCCUUCCCAAAAUCCCUGUGUGCUGUCCGGGCAGUAGACAAGAGUGUCCUCCUCAUGAAGCCUGAAGCUGAACUCUCAGCUAGCUCUGUAUACAGUUUGCUCCCACUGAAGCAACUCAAGGGUUAUGGCUACAAAGGGCAUUAUUUAGAGGAAGAGGAUACAAACCCGUGUGUGUCACUUGACCCCAUCUUACUAAAUGGUUUCAUCUACCAGCCCAUGUCUCCUGAUGGUGAAGGGGACGCCUACAGCAUUCUCAAAGACCUGGGUUUAAAAGUCUUCACCAGCACCAAGGUCCACAAGCCUGAGAUCUGCCGGCAUUAUGUCUCCGCAGGCAUAGCUUAUGAGCCAAUGCGUGCAGGUGCAAGAUAUAGUGAAGGUAAGAGUACCCCUUCCCCUCCCCUUCUGAGCUCAUCUCCACCCCUGGGGCUCCCACCCCACAUCUCCCCUACCCCUUGGGACUUACCCUCUGUCCCUGCCACCCCCAGGGCUCUCCCCGACCCUGGGGCUCUCCCAUGCUCCCUGAAGCUCUCACUCUGCCCUGCAUUCCUCGCAGCUCAUUCCUGCUUCCCAUGUCUCCCAACUCAUAUUUGACUGCCAGCUCUGGCCUCAGGGAGCAAGCAGGGAAGAGGAAGUCACCCAGCCACCACCACUACCAUCUCCAGGCUGUCGCUGCUCUCCGGGCUGAGCCCAGACCAGAGAACAGCGACAGCAAUGGCUGGACAGACGGGUUCUCCUUCCCUGCUUGCUCUCCUGGGACAGCAGCAGCAGCCACAGGUGAGCUGAGG